AGGGCCGAGCUCGGCGGCGGCAGCGGGUCCGGCCCGGCCCGGUUUCGCUCCCCUCCCCCCGUCUCCCCCGGUUCGGCCCCGCUCCGCUCGCCCGGGGCCCGGCUCGGCCCGUCAUGCAGGCGGUGGAGCGGGACGGGGCGGCGGGCGGCCCCGAGGGGGCGGCGGGAGGCGGUGAGGCCCCGCCGGAGCCGUCGCCUCCCAAGGCCGCCGCCGCUUUCGACCUGCUGGAGCUGGUGCGGAGCUACCGUCGGCUGGAGCUCUACCUGGAGCCCCUGCGGGACGCCGCCGAGGGCGUCCGCUCCCUCCUCCGGUGGCAGCGGCCCGUGUGCUCCCUCCUCGUCUGCCUCGGCCUCAACUUCCUCCUGCUCACCCUCGGCCAAGCUGCCUGGUACUCGGUGCUUGCCCUGUUGGUGGUGGUGCCAGCCCUGCUGGGCUACCUGCAGGAGACCUGCCGUGCCCGGCCCUCGGAGCUGGAGCUGGUGCGCAGGAGGUACCACAGCGUCCGGAGAGAGGACCUGCGGAAGGUGCAGCUCUCGCGGCAGGAGGCCAUCACCCAGGUCAAGAGCUUCCUUAUCCAGCUGGAGGAAUUCCUGAGCGGGAUGUGCUGCAGCUGUGAAGCAGUGUACCGAGUGCUGUACUGGGAGAACCCCACAGUCUCUUCCCAGUUUUAUGGGGCGCUGCUGGGCUCUGUCUGCAUCCUUUACCUGCUGCCCCUCUGCUGGGUCUUGGCCAUCCUCAACAGCACCCUGUUCCUGGGCAACACCCAGUUCUACCAAGUGAUAAAGGAGCUCAAGGCCUCGGUUGAGCAGUGUGUGGGCACCAAACCCCUUGAGAGCCCUCCAGAGCCUGCUGAACCCCUGCCAGCUGCUGCCCCCCUGGAUCGGACCCCCACGCCCACCAGCACAGAGGACCUUACCCCUGGCAGCGUGGAGGAGGCGGAGGAGGCAGAGCCUGACGAGGAGUUCAAAGAUGCUAUUGAGGAGAACCAGCUGCUGGUCAUGGAGGAUGACGAAAGCUCUCAGUGUUCAGCAGAUUUUGACCUCAGCCUCCCGGACAAUGGUUUUAUGAGCAAAAAUGAGGUCAUCCGCAGCAAGGUGUCGCGCCUGACGGAGCGCCUGCGCAAGCGCUACCCCAGCAACAACUUUGGGAGCUGCACGGGCUGCGCAGCCACCUUCUCUGUGCUCAAGAAGAGGCGGAGCUGCAGUAAUUGUGGGAACAGCUUCUGCUCCAGGUGUUGCUCCUUCAAGGUCCCCAAGGCUGUGAUGGGAGCCACGGCCCCGGAGGCUCAGAGGGAGACGGUGUUCGUGUGUGCUCUGUGCAACCAGGUGCUCACCAAAUGACUGAGAGAGUCCCAGCCAGCUCCUGGGGCCUGCACCGCCUGACGCCGGGACAGCGGGUGCCCUGCCCUUGCUGGAUGGCAGCCUGGGCUGCUUGUUUCCUGGUGUGGUGUCACCCUGCCAGAGGACACCUCUGCUCACCGCUGCUCCUGCCAGCGCUCGGCUGGGGCAGAGCAGCCCUUGCCCUGCAGCAUCUGCUGCACAGCUGGGUCCCUGCGGUGGAGCGUGACCCACAGCUGUGCCCCCGUCCCUGCAGCUGCU
Molecule: messenger RNA, 1598 nt
Organism: Calidris pugnax (ruff)
Lineage: Eukaryota; Metazoa; Chordata; Aves; Charadriiformes; Scolopacidae
Product: protrudin
Exons: 12
Coding region: 114-1340 (408 amino acids)
Biological process (GO): neurotrophin TRK receptor signaling pathway; endoplasmic reticulum tubular network formation; neuron projection development
Cellular component (GO): endoplasmic reticulum tubular network; growth cone membrane
Molecular function (GO): metal ion binding
Source: RefSeq, a predicted model, not a curated record